Passer montanus (Eurasian tree sparrow) is the source of this 1067-nucleotide messenger RNA. It is a transcript of the gene HOXB4, whose product is annotated as homeobox B4. Gene Ontology annotation, cellular component: nucleus. Gene Ontology annotation, biological process: embryonic skeletal system morphogenesis; anterior/posterior pattern specification; regulation of transcription by RNA polymerase II. Lineage: Eukaryota; Metazoa; Chordata; Aves; Passeriformes; Passeridae. The transcript has 3 exons. Bases 186 to 722 code for a protein of 178 amino acids. The record is from RefSeq and is a predicted model, not a curated record. Gene Ontology annotation, molecular function: RNA polymerase II cis-regulatory region sequence-specific DNA binding; DNA-binding transcription factor activity, RNA polymerase II-specific.
CGCCCGGAGCUCAGCCAGAUACCCCUCACUGGCUCUCAAAAGUCACGUGAGGUCCAUAAAGUUAGUUUUAUGGUUUUGGGGAGUUGACAAUGUACAAUAUAUUUCACAUUCUCCAGAAUGUUAAGUGACACUUUAACUGCUCGCUCUGCCUCGUCGGGGGCAGCAAUGGGUGAGCACUUUUCCAGAUGAGAGAUAAACGCUGCAGUUGCAGGGUGAACAAUGUUUUGCGGGUCCCGGUCUCAGGGCAGAGGGCCCAUGGACUGCAGUGCUCAGAGAAAAAAUUCAUUCCAAACACAAAAAACCCCCCCAAACCCCGCCCGUUUGGGUGCGAGAGGAAGCGUGAGGAGAGUAAACAGGAAAGCGCAGCUCUGACCGUGCAGCAAUUAAUGGCCAUGAGCUCGUUUUUGAUCAACUCCAACUAUGUGGACCCCAAGUUCCCACCCUGUGAAGAAUAUUCCCACAGCGAUUACCUUCCCAAUCACUCGCCGGAAUACUACGGCAGCCAGAGGCACCGGGAGAGCUCCUUCCAGCAUGAGGCGAUGUACGAGGCGCGGGCAGCCUGCAAGGAGCAGCUGUACCCGUCGUGCCGGGGCUCGGGCCAGCCCCGCGCUCCGCCGGGCGCCCCCAGCCCGCCCCCGGCCGGGCCGGGCCCCGCGGGCCCGCGCGGGGAGCCCGUGGUUUACCCCUGGAUGAAAAAAGUCCACGUAAGCACGGGUAAGUGAAAGGGGGGCAGCCGAAAGGGGCUUUAUACUUGGAGUAGCACCUCGGAGUCUCGGGCAGAUCGCGGCGCGGCGCUUGUAAAAGGAGCGCCCGGCGGAGAUUUACGAGCGCCCGUUUGCAGAGCGCUAUAAUUACAUCCUCCAUAAAUUUUUAUUGCUCUGCUUGGCCAUGUGCCUUUGAAGUCUCUGUUACCAUCCUCCUCCAGUUUCUUGCAGGCUACUUUUCUUUUUUUUUUUUUUUUUUUUUUUUUUACUUUUUUUUUACGGCUGUUGAAUCUUCCUAAGUGAAGUUUUAUGUUUUGGUAAUUUGUAUUUAAGUAGCGGAUUGAGUAAAGUUUUAUUAUUUUC